This is a messenger RNA of Trypanosoma cruzi, 536 nucleotides long. RefSeq names its product ATP-dependent DEAD/H RNA helicase, putative. Gene Ontology annotation, molecular function: RNA helicase activity; RNA binding. Lineage: Eukaryota; Euglenozoa; Kinetoplastea; Trypanosomatida; Trypanosomatidae. The transcript has a single exon. The annotation marks the transcript as partial. The record is from RefSeq and is a predicted model, not a curated record.
CACUGCGUGCGCCACCAGAUUUAAUUCGGUGCUUACAUGGAGGGAUGAAGCAAAACAAGCGAGAGGGCAUCCUGCAUGGUUUCAGGGAGGGCAACAUUCGGGUUCUUUGCGCCACGGACGUUGUGGCCCGUGGUCUUGAUGUGCCCGAGCUUGACCACGUCAUCAACUAUGAUCUUCCAGGCGACUCCGACGCGUAUGUGCAUCGUGUCGGCCGCACGGGACGCGCCGGCCGUCGAGGAACGGCGCACACGUUUAUUCUCGCCGGCGACAAUCGUGCCCCGCUGAUUGCCCGCUUCAUCGCAAAACAGCAGGGUACCGCGUUGCCGGAAGAUGUGCUUGCAAUUAUUCAUGACAUUGAGCUCCAUGGCAGAGCGGCGACGGAGCGUCCAAAGUACAAAGACCACGCACGUGUCGCGGGCAAAGACUGGCGCGUGUAUGGCAGCGCAAAGUCAAUAAAACCAGAAGAGCGUCGAUAUGUCCGGGGAUACGGCCAUGUCUUGACAAUCAAGCGGCCCACCCCACGCAAGGAGAAAUAG